UAUUAAAAGCAUCUGCAUCUGUUUAGAGACACUGCACAUCACCGCUUGCAGAGAUAAAACAUCAGCAUUAUUUAGGUGGAGCACCGCUGACCAGAGAAAUGGCUCUAAGAGUGGAAUUCUGCGUGGUUCUGCUAGUUGUGAUGUUCGGCUGUAUGCAGGUUACCCUUAGUUCAAACACUACUACUAUAUCUCCCACUACCAACAGCACUGCUAAAAAUAACAACGGUGCUAAUCAGAAUGGGAACGGCGCUAACCAAAUUACAACCGGCGGCAGUUCAGCCAGCUCCUCCACCAGCUCCAAUGGGAUUAUGACCACCAACAAAAACAGCACAAACCAGAAUGCUAAAGAUGCAACUGUCAGCGCCCUCGUAAGCAGUUCCUCCUCUUCCUCCAUGACUAGCUUCUUCAAACUUCUGCUGCUUGUGUCCAUGGCUCUGAGCUUUCUAAAGAUGAUACAGUGACCAUCAACCUCCCUUGUGCUUUGAAGGCAGACAAUAACGUGAGAUUCUUCGGAGACGUAAUAGUUUUUCUGAAAUUCUAUGCAACUGUCGUAGAUGUUACACAGCUUGUAACAAACAGCUUUUUGCUUAACAUUAGAGAAAAAUAUUUAAAAUAUUGAUACUAUUCACAACUAUUAUGAAACGGGAAAUCAGUUUUUUUUUUUUAUUGCUGUAAAAUCUUCAUACUUUAACCAGCAAAAGUACAUCUAUGCAUCUGUAAGCUAUUGUUAGUUAACUGAUUGUUUUCAGAAGC
Molecule: messenger RNA, 753 nt
Organism: Sinocyclocheilus grahami
Lineage: Eukaryota; Metazoa; Chordata; Actinopteri; Cypriniformes; Cyprinidae
Product: cell wall integrity and stress response component 1-like
Exons: 2
Coding region: 99-461 (120 amino acids)
Source: RefSeq, a predicted model, not a curated record